Drosophila suzukii is the source of this 959-nucleotide messenger RNA. The record is from RefSeq and is a predicted model, not a curated record. NCBI's taxonomy places the organism in Eukaryota, Metazoa, Arthropoda, Insecta, Diptera, Drosophilidae.
GAGGUGGCAAAACAUCGAUGUCGAAAAAUCGAUAGCAAUGAAUUUCGAAAGGGGGCACGCCAAAAUGUCUGGUGGGUGUCUUCGAUAACCUAGCAGAGACACACAUCUAUUUUCGGACAAUUUUUGUUUUGUACGCAACAUGUCAUCCGCAUUGGCCAAAAUCGAGGACUUUCCUCCCGAUCCCGUGGAGUUCUUUAAGGAGAUACUCCAGGCAUCUGCCAAGGGACAUCCUGAAGGAUUUAUUCAGGAAAUGAACUUGGCCACCGUGGACGACGAAUACGGAGUCCUCAACCGCACAGUUCUUUAUCGUGGACUCACCCAGGAUAACUUUGUGUUCUACAUAACGCAUCGGUAUACCCGCAAUUUUAAGAACCUUCAAGCCAAUCCCAAGGCCUGCAUUACCUUCUAUAUGCCGGAUGUCAAGGAUAAUGCCGGAAAUCAGAGUUCCUGGCAGGUGCGACUGAUUGGGGCCACUGCCGUAGAGCUUCCCGAGAGCGAAAUGGAUCCCUUGUGGGCCAAGGAGAAUUUGGCGGCCCAAAUCAGGGGUCACAUCUGUCCCUGCGGAGAACCCAUCAACUAUGAUGAGCUGAAGGCAAAGCAUGAUCAGUUCCUCGAAGAUCACAAAGGAAAACCCAUCGAGAGGCCCGCCAGCUAUACCGCUUGGAAAUUCCAACCCCAGAGAUGGGACUUCCUAAAGGUCGGAAUCGACCAGAUUGCCGAUCGGGUGCAGUAUCGCCUCCAGAGCAGUGGAAAAUGGGAAUCCAUGCAUGUCUCCACCUGAAAAGGGGAACUUCCCACCCCAAAAUACAUCCCAACUUUAGGCGAUUUCAUUUUAUUCAACAAUAUCUUUCUACAAACAGCUAAACGUAAAUACUAACAACUAAAUUUGCUUCCUUUUCGAUAUGUUUAACAUACAAUUACAACAUAGUUAAUAAAUAUUACACAAAACAGCAAAAAAA